Tremella mesenterica DSM 1558 is the source of this 603-nucleotide messenger RNA. RefSeq lists its product as uncharacterized. NCBI's taxonomy places the organism in Eukaryota, Fungi, Basidiomycota, Tremellomycetes, Tremellales, Tremellaceae. The transcript is spliced from 3 exons. The record is from RefSeq and is a predicted model, not a curated record. Bases 1 to 603 code for a protein of 200 amino acids.
AUGACAACUAAUUCCAAUGCCAUUGACACUGCUGAUGAUGCCAUCCAAAUGGGGAUAUCGCACAUGCAGCCUGGAACAGUUGAAGAUAUAACCACAGGUGUCAUUACGAAGUUCAUUGUGAGAACGGUAACAUCAGGUAUAUUCACCGCCUACUGUCGAGUACAGGGCACGUUUUGGAAACUUCCUGAUUCUAAUGAGCGGUCUGAUUGGGGUCAUUUGCAAUGUUCUGGUCAGGUGACAGUUCAUGUGACUCAAGGAAAUCAGCCUCCAAGUAAUUAUAAGAACCUUGGACAGCAGCAUCUCACAACCCAGGGAGGAUCUGGUAUGCUAAUAUCCGGUGAUCCGGAUGAAGAAAUGUCCAGGCUGAACCAAUCCCUACAGGACCUGAUACCCAGCAUACAAUCAUGGACAAAUGGUAAUGCCGCUUAUCAAGCUGUUGUUACAUGUACCUUUGCAUUGGAAGGAAAUGAAGAUAUUCUGACCAACCGGGUAAACACCAUUCGAGUUUUUGAGCCAGCAGCAAAGGCAGUCAUGUACCACAUUGGACGUGAUGUUGUCAACACAAUCAUGUCCAGGUUCACCCCCAUACAAGAUGAGGUCUAG